Messenger RNA from Parascedosporium putredinis, 2118 nucleotides. The record is from the annotation of a GenBank genome assembly. Lineage: Eukaryota; Fungi; Ascomycota; Sordariomycetes; Microascales; Microascaceae.
AUGCGACGUGUCUACCACGCGUUGAUCAAGAACCUCAGCAUGCACAAGCUUUCGACAACCACCGUCUCCCUGGCGGUGAUGCCAACGGUGAUCGGCACCUUUUUUCCCAUCCCUUUCGAGAAGCUUGCCGGUCGGCAUCAAAGGCUAACCUUUUCCCCUGACGAGCAGUAUCUUAAUCGCCAACCCCUACACCAGAAGCCUACCGCGCACCUGUCCUAUCACGAAGGCCUUCACCUGAUCAAGGCGUUUCUCGAAUUUUCGUCCCACCAUACCGUUGAGGAGCUGCAGGCUUUCACCGCUCAAUGGGUACCUCAUCCGCAAUGGGUCAAGGUCAAGAACGUGGAGAUACCGGAAGAAAAGUUAUCGCGCGCCGCAUCCAUUCUACAGGAGCAGCUUGGCGAGGACGGCAUCCGAAAAGUUGGGGGACGCGAGUGGUGGCAAUGGAGGAAACCAGACACCCCGCUCAAAGCGGAAUGGAUUGAGAUGCGAGAGGACUACAAUGCGCGCAAAGCCAAGGGCGAAGCUGGGAACCGCGUUAUGCUCUACGUUCAUGGCGGGGCGUACUAUUUCGGCAGCGUUGACGAGCACCGAUAUCAGAUGCAACGACAUGCGAGAAAACUCAAGGCUAGAGUCUUUGCGCCCGAGUACAGACUCGCGCCCCAAUUCCCCUUUCCCUGCGGACUCCAUGAUUGUCUCGCGGCAUAUCUGUACUUGCUUGAAGAGCGGGAUCCGAGCACCAUCGUUUUGGCGGGAGAUUCUGCCGGCGGCGGCAUGGUCAUGUCCCUUCUUGUGACUUUGAGGGACAGAGGCAUCCCAUUGCCCGCCGGCGCUCGUGGCGGGGAAGGCUUACUCGACUACAUACCUCCUUCCGGGUUCCAUCAUAAGCCCUCCAUGGUAUGGCCGCCGCCGAACGAGGCGGAGAUGGAUGCCAUAAAGCAAGAGGCGCGCGAGAGGAAAGCAAAGCUAUCCCCCUCAUCCAUCGAGGAUCUUGGGGAUAAGAGUCUCGGCGUCCCAGCCCCCAAUCCUGGGGAGACGCAAGAAGGCGCGAAUGCUGCCCACGAGCGCCAGAAAGAGGCCGUCUCACGCAUGUUAACUGUAGAUAUCGAUGACCAGACGGUGAAGCUUGAGGAUCAGAUUCAGAUGUACACUACAAAUGAGCUGCUAUCGCAUCCACUUGUAAGCCCUGUUCUUCAGCCUUCGCUUGGCGGACUGCCGCCGCUUCUCAUCAUGGUCGGCGGAGCCGAGAUGCUACGCGACGAGCAAAUCUUCCUCGCUCAUAAAUGCGCUAUGCCAAAGAAAUACUGCCUCCCACCCGAUGCCAUGACGGAUUUGGGAAAGUCACAGCUGGCGGAAUAUCCACCCACGCCGGUUCAACUGCAAGUGUGGGAUGAUCUUUGCCAUGUCGCGCCAACCCUUAGUUUCACCAGGCCAGCGAAAUACAUGUAUCGAUCAAUCGCCCAAUUCAGCGCAUGGGCGCUCGCCCGGGCACAGAACACCUCAAUCCAGAUUCUCGACGACGAUGCCAUCUCCGUCAUUUCAACGGGAUCAGAGACGGAGGACGACUCGCGGGUAGCUACUCCAAAGCCAGCCACUCCGGGCGAGAGCAGAGAGGACGUUGCCCAUGCGCAUGACAAGGCGACAAUGGUGAGGGAGUCCAAGGCGGACCAGGCUGCCCAGGUUUCUGGACAGACCGAUGACGCCGAAUCAACAAUCGACCCCGACCACCUUACUGUGCCCACUCCAGGGGAGCGCGGAGGGCGCAGUCGAUCUGGCUCCCACAGGGUUGUCAUCGACGAGAACCAAACUGGCGAGGAUGAGUUGGCGAUUGACCGCGAAGAGACCCUCGUCGAAGACCUGCUGAGAACCAGGCAAAAGAAUGAAGCAGAUAACCGCGAGUUGCUUGGAUCAGACUACAUCGCCGAAACAGGUGUUGCGGGAAGCGGCCAAUGCAUGGUCACUCUUCACUCGGACAGCGAGGAAGACGAAGUCGCCGGGACCGCAACGACCGAUGCAGACCUCGAGAAGAGACCCCAAGCUGCGCAACCCACCAGAGGAGAAGAAAAAGCAUUUGGCGAACAGGGCCCCGAAAUUCGGAGCAAGAAGGAAACGACUGUGUAA